AUGCCCUUGAAAGGAAUCUCCCCUGUCAUCUCGCCUGACCUACUCAAGGUCCUGGCUGAGAUGGGCCACGGUGACGAGAUUGUCCUUGCCGACGCCCACUUCCCGUCGCACUCCAUCUGCCCGCCCCAUAUCCCCGUCCUUCGUGCCGAUGGCAUAACCGUCUCCCGCCUUCUGGCUGGCAUCUCUCCGCUCCUUGAACUGGACAACUACGGCGUUGUGCCGGUGCUCAUGAUGGAGGUCGUCAAGGGCGACACCUUUGACGCGAGCGUUGAGGGCGACUUCCGGUCGUCGCUAAAGUACGACGGUGAAAUCGAAAAGCUGGAACGGUUUGCCUUCUAUGAGCGUGCCAAGAAGGCGUUUGCGAUUGUGGCCACAGGGGAGACGAGGAAGUACGGCAACAUCAUCCUCAAGAAGGGCGUUACACCUAUUGAGGAAUAG
This is a messenger RNA of Colletotrichum graminicola M1.001, 438 nucleotides long. RefSeq names its product RbsD/FucU transporter. The coding region runs from base 1 to 438 and encodes 145 amino acids. The transcript has 2 exons. Gene Ontology annotation, biological process: fucose metabolic process. The record is from RefSeq and is a predicted model, not a curated record. Gene Ontology annotation, molecular function: fucose binding; racemase and epimerase activity, acting on carbohydrates and derivatives. Lineage: Eukaryota; Fungi; Ascomycota; Sordariomycetes; Glomerellales; Glomerellaceae.